AUGGUUGAUUUUUUGAAGACUGAAAUUGAUUUGGUUUGUGAAGGUGAAUAUUUUCAUGUUAGAUGUUGCACACACAUUAUGAACCUAAUUGUACAUGAUGAAUUCAAAGAAAUUGAUGCUAUUAUAAAGGUUAGAAAUACUAUGAAGUACUAUAAAGGUUCACAAUCUAGGAGGCAAAGGUUUUUAAGUAGUGUUGCACAUGUAGAGCUACCAUCUUCAAGGGGUUCAAAACAAGAUGUUCCCACUCCAUGGAACUUGACUUACAUUAUGUCGGAUUCAGUUUUGUACUAUAAAGAAGCUUUUAUUCAUUUGGCGAAAACUGAUGCUAAUUAUUUGCAUUGUCCAACAAGUGAUGAGUGGGGAAGAAUUGAAAGGACUUUCAAGUUCUUGAAGGUUUUCUAUGAGGUAAUUUGUGCAUUUUCUGGCUCUAAAUAUACUACUACCAAUCUUUAUUUUGCUAAUGUUUUGACGGUUAGAGUGUUGUUACACAAAGAAAAAAAUAGUGAUGAUACUUUCAUGAAAAACAUGGCUAGUCGGAUGUAUGAGAAGUUUGAGAAAUAUUGGGCUAAUUUUAGCACAGUUAUGGCAUUUGCGGCUGUUUUGGAUCCUCGUUAUAAAUUCCAGAUUGUUGAAUGGGGUUAUGAGAAAGUUUAUGGGCAUGAGUACAAAUCUGAGUUAGCAAUAAUAAAAAAGAAAUUGUUUUCAUUAUUUAAUGAGUAUGUGGAUGAGUCACAUUUGAAUAAAACCAAAGUUGGUCAACAUAAGAGUGGAUCGUUGGACUCUCAAGAAGGAUCUCAAGAUGUGCUAGAUGUGGCUUCUGCUUCACUUAAGAUGGACUUCGAUACCUUUUCAAAUAAGGUGACUUCUCAAGCCAUAAAAUCUGAACUUGAAUGUUAUUUAGAGGAGAAGCUCAUGCCUCGUGUGAACAAUCUAAACAUUUUGGACUAUUGGAGAACUCAUGAAGUUAGCUAUCCAACUCUUGCUCGAAUAGCUAGGGACAUCUUAGUUAUCCCUAUCUCAACAGUGGCAUCUGAAUCUGCUUUUAGCAUUGGCAGUAGGGUCCUUGAUGCUUAUAGAAGUUCAUUGAAGUCUUUUACAGUUGAGGCUAUUAUUUAUCUAAGAGAUUGGGUAUAUGGAGAAGUACAAAUGGAAGCGCAUCUUGAGGCGCUAUGUGGAGCAAUCAUGACAGAGAAGAUAGAAGAUCAAGAAGAAAGUAAUACCGAGAGUGAAAUUGGGGGCAGAAGCGACAGGGAGAAGCGAGAAGCGAAGCGAAGGGGUGUGGUCCGUGUGGAGUGUGGUCGUCGAUUAGGGCAGAAGCGAAGGARACCGUGCUACUCUAUUGUUCCUGAUACUGCUGUUGUUCCUGAUUUUGCUGAUUCUCUGCCUAGACUCCAUUCAUUUUCUGAAUCAAAUGCCUGA
Cynara cardunculus var. scolymus (artichoke) is the source of this 1419-nucleotide messenger RNA. Its product is annotated as zinc finger BED domain-containing protein RICESLEEPER 2-like. NCBI's taxonomy places the organism in Eukaryota, Viridiplantae, Streptophyta, Magnoliopsida, Asterales, Asteraceae. Gene Ontology annotation, molecular function: DNA binding; protein dimerization activity. Bases 1 to 1419 code for a protein of 472 amino acids. The transcript is spliced from 5 exons. The record is from RefSeq and is a predicted model, not a curated record.